This is a messenger RNA of Gordionus sp. m RMFG-2023, 5027 nucleotides long. RefSeq lists its product as uncharacterized. Gene Ontology annotation, molecular function: protein binding; GTPase activator activity. The record is from RefSeq and is a predicted model, not a curated record. Bases 1 to 4899 code for a protein of 1632 amino acids. Lineage: Eukaryota; Metazoa; Nematomorpha; Gordioida; Chordodea; Parachordodidae. The transcript is spliced from 16 exons. Gene Ontology annotation, biological process: small GTPase-mediated signal transduction.
AUGUUGACGGGUAAAGGAAAGGACUAUGAUAUUAAUAACGAUGUCACUCCCGUUACCGUUCUGACAGAAGAAAUUGGCCAAAGGGGUUCCAAAUUUCCUAGAUUGCACGAAUGCGCUCAUUUUCAUUACGACUACGUGGAAAUCGGAGCCAUACACUUAAGUCUAAUCGCGGACAACAAGUCAAUCCACAAAAGCGAAAGGAACGAAGCCGAUAAUGUAACCGGCGCAAUCGAUUACGAGAUUUUGGUCGUUUGCGGAGGUAGGUCAUGGGUUCUCCGCCGAGAUUUGAACCAUCUCCACAAAUUGGACCAAGAUUUACACGUUUGCUCUUUCGAUAGGCGUUACAGCGCUUUACCGCUAAUCGGAGACAUUUCUUCGGCAGCUGCCAAUAUCGGCGAGAAUGGUCGCUCUAAAUUUCGCCUUACCCUUAAUCGAUAUUUUGGGAGAUUAUCUGUCAUAGUCUGCGAAAACAUCGUUAAUUGCGUAAACGUGUUGAAUUGGUUCGAAAUGGACAACAAGGGAAAUCACCUGCAAACGGUGAACGACAUAAAAUAUCAACUUCUCAACACCCAGGCUAUAGCGGCCGCCAUCGUUACCAAAAGAUACGCCGCCAAAAAUUUCAAAGAAUUGUCUCUCGAGGUAGGCGAUAUAAUUUCUAUCACGGAUAUGAGUCUCGAUUCAUCCCGCCUGGCCGAUUUGCGUGUUUACGACAUUAACUGGUGGAAGGGGAAGAAAGGAUUCAAUGUUGGUUACUUCCCAAACCAAUGCGUCCAGUUAUACCCUCUACCACACGUAGACCCUUCUUACUCCGUCCGCAUUCCGCAUAUCAAGCACAGGGGAUCCUACGCGAACGACCAUAACAAUCCCUCCAACAAAACCAAUCACGACCUCUACGAGAUCUCCCCCCACAAUUCCAGUCACACAUCCAUGAACAUGAAUAUUGCCAUGAACAUGAAUAUCGGCGGCGUGAAUACGAAUAACGUGAGGUAUCUGAUGUCCCAUUUUUUGCCUUACUUUUUGGAGGAGAGGCCAACCAAACCCCGGCUCAGGGCCGUGGGAAUACUCAAGGAGAGAGUGUUUGGGUGCGAUCUGGGAGAAUACCUACUCAAUAAUGGGCAUGAUGUUCCCCCAAUAGUUCAACAUUGUUGUGAUUGGAUAGAAAGGCAUGGCGUGAUAGACGGCAUAUACAGGCUCUCGGGUGUGUCCUCUAACAUCCAAAAAUUGAGAAAUUUGUUUGACGAAGAAAAAAUUCCUCCUUCCUUAAGCACCGAUCGCAAGAAAGAUCCGAGUGGUGAGAGCGACGAGGGAGACUGCCAAGAAUAUUGUCAAGACAUCAUCCAUUCAUACGCUUCGGCCCUUAAAAUGUACUUUAGGGAACUGCCUAAUCCCUUGCUGACCUUCCAACUCUACAACCCCUUUUUGGAAACGGUCCAGAAACUUGUGACAGACACUUUCGAUAAAAACUUACCAAAAGAGAUUUGCCAUGACAACCAUUCCUUCCAAUCCUCUGCCAGAAAUCAUAACGCGUCGUCUGAAUUGGUGGGAAAGCUUAAAAGCUUGACCCUUCAGUUACCCCCACCUCAUUUUAGGGCCGCUAAAUAUUUAUUCGACCAUUUGCACGCUAUGGCUCAAAUGUCUGGAUCCACCAAUAUGCAUUGCAAGAAUCUGGCCAUAGUCUGGGCCCCCAAUUUGUUGAGGUCCAGAGACAUGCCUCCUUACAACGCUUCCGCUAAGAUGCCUCAUAACAAUCUCCGCCGAUCUGUCAAUACACUGGGCGCAAAUAACACUAUGACGCGUGAUAUUUUACGAGGGGCCAGCGGACAAGCCCUUGUUAUUGAAUACCUGAUCAAGUAUUGCCACCAAGUAUUUAUACACGAAGAAGAUUGCAAUGGUAAAAAGAAGAGCCAUUGCAUCGAAGGGAAUGGGAUCUCAAACGAGAACAAUGGGAAUGGCGAGAUGCGAUAUACCUCUAAAUUAUUGAUUACUUAUAAUCGCGACGUAAACCCAUUGCAGAACGGGAACCUCCAUAGCGUCGUUACGAAGUCUCUAAAAAUUGAUCAAGAUAAUUCUCCUUUAGAGGUUCUACCCCGAAACUCCGAAAUUGUUUGUGAAAAGAUAAACCAUUAUGAGGAUAAUGGGGACGCCGAUCACCGGCUUACUUCAAAAAAUGUAAAUGGGGAUUCUUCCAAUUCAGAGUCAAUAAAUAAUAAUGAUGACUCGAAUAUCGUGAAUAGCAACCUUCUGGAGGAUGAUGAAAUAAAAGAUACUGCUGAAAUUAUUCCGUACGCAAAUGACAAAGUCACGAAACAAGUAGAUGACCACAAAUCGAUUGAAAACGAUGAAGCGCGCAUGUUACAAAAUGGCGACAACUUCCGGAACAAAAGGAUAUACAUAACCUUGAAAGAUGUGGGUGGAGGGAUCAAGGCGUUACCAAAAGAUUUUCACACGGUCAUCCAAUCGGAUCCUGCUAGAAAAUUAUUGCGCGACGUCAAUAAUAGUGAUGGUUAUCGUCGUCAACACAACGGACAACACGUGUUCGUAGAUGAUAAAAGAAGAAAGCAUCAUCAUCAGCUGAUACUACCCAGGCGAAAAUCGGCUACUUUCUUCGACAAUGACCCCGUUAAUCGUGUCAAUAAUUUAAGCGGCUCGGGCAAUUUGAAAAAUCCACGCCAUUCCGAAUAUGGUAGGGGUGAAAAUGGAAUAAGAGAUACAGAAAAUUGGUUGCCUUUAAAGCCACGAAAUCAUAUAAUACUGGAAGACAUCUUGGGACAACCAUACAUUGCCUACAGCAAUAAAUUAUCUCCGGUGGCCACAACGAAUUUUAGCAAUACCCAAACAAAGAACGAGAAAAAGUCGCAUUACAGACACAAGUCGGACGAUUUUGACAUCGUUUUCUUAGCGAAGAGAUUGGCACGUAACAAUAUCAUCCAUCCCAUCACUUCCGACACCGUUAAUGUCGGAAACCCACCGUUGGGAAUAAUCAAGGAAGAAAGAACACCCUUGCGUGACGACAAUGAUAAGAAAGACAUUCUCGAUAUUAAUAAUGGCCAAAAUUUAGUAGCCAAGAACUUCACCUUUGAGAAUUCUAUCCCAUCUAAACUCAUAGACUCAGCUUGCCAAACCGAUGAAAAUAUGGCUUACUACCCCGAUGGCAAUAAUACCGAGGACAAACACAUUGAUAGAUAUGGUCAUCAUAAUGACAAAACCCAUAAAGAUAAUAUGGUUCUCAAUAAAUCUCGAAAACUUAAUAAAGAUGUCGACUUAUUACGCAAAUACAAAAGUUUGGAAAAUUUUAACACGAUAAUAGUACAAGUUCCCCAUCCCGAAAAGGUGGAACUAGAUGGUGGGCUAAAUAUUGAAAACUUAGUAAUACCCGUUCUCAGCGAGAAGAAGAAAAACGAAAAAGAAAUAAUGAUAUGUUAUGUCGACAACCCAAACCAAGUCACUACAAUUGGCGAUAAAAUACCUGACUCCACAAUUGCCCAUUUUACUUUGGAGGAACAAAGUACCGUGAACCAAGAUUUCAAUAAUUCAACGGGUCAUGAAAAUGAUGGUGAUUGUAAAGUAAUAACUAUACCCGUUAGGCCUCCUUCCCCAUGCAUUCACUCCCUUGUGGGGGAUUUUGGUUGCGAAAAUUGCCUCUCUGAUCAGAAAUAUUUGAAUGACCGGGAAGCGAAAUCCUUGAAUACCUUUACUCAUAAUGACUACCAUGAUGACGAUAAAAAUUUGUUAGAUCAAUGUAGUGACGAUAACCCUUUAAAAUCCAGUUCCUUCGCUAACCUAGCUCUAGAUCAGGCCUUCAAAACUCUCUCUAGAGUCAAGUUUGUUAGGAAAUCGAUUGAUUCACUGCGAAUCGCCGAUAAAGCAGGAGUCAUAACUGAUUUUAGCUGCUUAAAUCGUAUUUCGCCUAAUAACAGAUCUUGCAUAGUUAACAGUAUUCCUAGAAGACGUAUCAAGCAAAGACCCAAUCUGAUGUGGCCUAGCGUUAAUGAAAAUAUAGCUGUCAAACAAAACGGAGAUAAUGUCGAUUUGGGACUGACAGGAAAUGGGGAAAGUUGUGGUUAUAGGGUUGUGAUGGAACGCAAUGCGCCUGUCAGCGGCAUCUUGAAGAAAAAUCAAGGAGUGGAUGAUAAAACAAAUUUUAGAAAUUUAUUAAACGCAAAUCAACGCAAUUCUCUCCACGAUCCCGAAAAACAAAUAAAUCAUUUUCCUCAUAAGAGGAAAGUCGAAUUUCUCAUGUCCGAUGGCAGUUCUACCCCGAAAAGUCAGUCAUCCAAAAAUUUGAGCCCGAAUGAUAAUUUAACGCUACGCCGGGCUCACAUAACCAUUACCGAUGAUUGUCAGAGCCUUUUAGACCAAAGACUUCCCUUCCAUUCAGAUUCACCUUCGAUUUCGUCUCCACCUCCUUCAGUACUGGAGGAUGAUUUAAUCGGGCAAAACCGCAACACUGAUGAAGACACAAACCUGGACAUGGAUCCAUCGUUUCCCUCCAAGAACCAACGUGUGCCUUGUAGAGUUAAAAGUCUGAAAGAAAAGUUUGAACAAAAAUCUGUUCUUCCUCCAUCUUCGUCUACUAAUAAUUAUCGUUCUCCCAUAAACCCUCGGCCACCAGAAAUAUACGGGCCCAUGUACAGGUUAAAACCUAAUCGCUCUUUCCCUUCCCCUUCCUUCAAGGGCUGUUACGACGAUAAAAAUCUCGCUCAUUAUGGUAAUCACCAAAAAAUACUAUAUAACAACCACGCCCACACGAACGGUCACCGCAGUCCUAUCAAAUUGGGCGUGGGAAACGUUUACCGGAACAAUAACGGAACCUUUACGAAGCCCGCCAUCUUUAGCAAACCAAAUUUCAAUAAUAGCCGUAACUUACAAGGUCUCAAACAAAUCUCGGAAUUUAGAUGAUGGACAAACACUUCUAUAAUUAUAGCGAAUUAAUGAAAAUGUGAUGUUAUAAUUUUAUAUUGAUUUUCGAAGACGCUAUCGUAAAUUUUUAAACCUUUUAUAAAAAAAGAAAUUCUUUUAAAAUUUAA